Messenger RNA from Calypte anna (Anna's hummingbird), 8634 nucleotides. RefSeq names its product tetratricopeptide repeat, ankyrin repeat and coiled-coil containing 2 (gene TANC2). The transcript is spliced from 27 exons. NCBI's taxonomy places the organism in Eukaryota, Metazoa, Chordata, Aves, Apodiformes, Trochilidae. Gene Ontology annotation, molecular function: protein binding. The record is from RefSeq and is a predicted model, not a curated record. The coding region runs from base 3 to 6242 and encodes 2079 amino acids. Gene Ontology annotation, cellular component: dendritic spine. Gene Ontology annotation, biological process: regulation of dendritic spine morphogenesis.
UCAUGUUUCGAAACAGUCUCAAGAUGCUUCUUACAGGAGGGAAAUCAAACCGUAAAAACAGGUCCAGUGAUGGAGGGAACGAGGAGCCAGCAGAGAGAAGACAGACAAGUGUAGAGUCCCGCCAGAGCCGAUCUGGGCAAGGCACCUCCACAGAGAACGACUGUGCUUUUGAACCAGACUACGCUAUCCCACCACUCCCAGUGACCGAAGGUAUGCAGCACAUUCGGAUUAUGGAGGGCAUGUCCCGCUCCCUUCCAUCCUCCCCCUUACUCACACAUCAGUCUAUCAGUGUUCGGCUCCAACCUGUGAAGAAGUUAACUGCCCCUUUGAGGAAAGCAAAGUUUGUUGAGAGCCCUCGAAUCCCAGAGUCUGAGCUUGGCUCCCCAACACUUUCUUCAGCACAGAAACUGGACGUUGAUGCAUACUGCCCUGGUGAUACUGAGCAGGAGCUGGGACCCCCUCCAUCCGUCGAUGAGGCUGCAAACACACUCAUGACUCGCCUGGGCUUCCUCCUUGGAGAGAAAGUCACAGAGGUUCAGCCAGGGCCCCAGUACAGCAUGGAGGUGCAGGAUGAGAACCAGAGCUCGGCGGUCACGCAGCGCAUCAGCCCCUGCUCCACCCUGACCAGCAGCACGGCCUCACCUCCUGCCAGCAGCCCCUGCUCCACCCUCCCUCCUGUCACCACCAACGUCACCACCAAGGACUGCACCUACGGGGCUGUCACCAGCCCCACCUCCACCCUGGAGAGCAGAGACAGUGGCAUCAUUGCUACUCUGACAAGCUACUCAGAAAAUGUAGAACGCACUAAAUAUGGAGGGGAAAGCAGCAAAGACCUUGGAUCUGGAGGAAACCUGAAACCUUGGCAGUCCCAAAAAUCCAGCAUGGACUCCUGCUUAUACCGUGUGGAUGAGAACAUGACAGCUUCCACCUACAGCCUGAACAAAAUCCCAGAGAGGAACCUGGAGACUGUCUUGUCCCAGUCAGUGCAGUCCAUUCCUCUUUACCUUAUGCCACGGCCAAACUCAGUAGCAGCCACCAGCUCAGCCCACCUGGAAGACCUGGCCUACCUGGAUGAGCAGAGGCACACUCCCCUCAGGACCUCCCUCCGGAUGCCACGGCAGAGCGUGGCUGGAGCCCGCACACAGCAGGACCUCAGAGUACGUUUUGCACCUUAUAGACCUCCUGACAUCUCCCUGAAGCCCCUGCUCUUCGAGGUUCCCAGCAUCACCACCGAAUCCGUCUUCGUUGGCCGGGAUUGGGUGUUCCACGAGAUCGACGCUCAGCUCCAGAGCUCCAACACCAGUGUCAACCGUGGCGUGGUGAUCGUUGGGAAUAUUGGCUUUGGGAAAACAGCCAUCAUCUCCAGGCUGGUUGCACUCAGCUGCCAUGGCACACGGAUGAGACAGAUUGCUUCUGAUAGCCCCCACGCCUCUCCCAAACAUGUGGAUGCAAACCGAGAGCUGCCCUUAACCCAACCACCUUCUGCCCACUCAUCCAUCACCAGUGGGAGCUGCCCGGGGACUCCGGAAAUGCGGCGGCGGCAGGAAGAGGCCAUGAGGAGGUUGGCAUCCCAGGUCGUUGCUUACCAUUACUGCCAGGCUGACAAUGCCUACACCUGCCUGGUGCCUGAGUUUGUGCACAACGUGGCCGCCCUGCUCUGCCGCUCGCCUCAGUUCGUGGCCUACAGGGAGCAGCUGCUGCGGGAGCCUCACCUGCAGAGCCUGCUCAGCCUCCGCUCCUGCGUGCAGGACCCCAUGGCCUCCUUCCGCAGGGGUGUCCUGGAGCCCCUGGAGAAUCUCCACAAAGAGAGGAAAAUCCCUGAUGAAGAUUUCAUCAUAUUAAUUGAUGGACUAAACGAGGCUGAAUUUCACAAGCCAGAUUAUGGAGACACCAUAGUAUCAUUCCUGAACAAAAUGAUUGGAAAAUUCCCUUCCUGGCUGAAGCUGGUAGUGACUGUCAGAACAAGUCUACAGGAAAUAAUUAAGCUGUUGCCCUUCCACAGAAUAUUUUUGGAUAGACUGGAAGAGAAUGAAGCCAUAGACCAGGACCUGCAGGCAUACAUCCUCCAUCGGAUCCACAGCAGCUCGGAGAUCCAGAACAACAUCUCCCUGAACGGCAAAAUGGACAACACGACGUUUGGCAAACUCAGUUCUCACCUCAAGACCUUGAGCCAAGGGUCCUAUCUGUACCUAAAACUCACUUUUGAUCUCAUAGAGAAAGGAUAUCUAGUACUAAAAAGCUCCAGCUACAAAGUAGUCCCAGUGUCCCUGUCUGAAGUUUACCUGUUGCAGUGCAAUAUGAAGUUCCCAACGCAGUCUUCCUUUGAUCGGGUUAUGCCUCUCUUGAAUGUGGCAGUGGCAUCUCUGCAUCCAUUAACAGAUGAACAUAUUUUUCAGGCCAUUAAUGCAGGUAACAUUGAGGGCACUUUGGAGUGGGAGGACUUUCAGCAGAGGAUGGAGAACCUUUCUAUGUUUCUUAUCAAACGUAGAGAUAUGACGCGAAUGUUUGUUCAUCCCUCUUUCCGAGAAUGGCUCAUUUGGAGAGAAGAAGGUGAAAAGACCAAGUUUCUUUGUGAUCCUAGGAGUGGCCACACAUUACUUGCCUUCUGGUUUUCCCGUCAAGAAGGAAAAUUAAAUCGACAGCAAACUAUUGAACUGGGACAUCACAUUCUCAAAGCACAUAUUUUUAAGGGGCUGAGUAAAAAAGUUGGGGUAUCUUCCUCCAUCCUGCAAGGGCUUUGGAUCUCCUACAGUACUGAAGGUCUCUCGAUGGCUUUGGCAUCCCUGAGAAAUCUGUACACCCCAAACAUAAAGGUCAGUCGGUUGCUGAUUUUAGGAGGUGCAAACGUGAACUAUCGGACUGAAGUUCUGAACAAUGCUCCCAUUUUGUGUGUCCAAUCUCACCUGGGUUACACAGAGAUGGUGGCUUUGCUCUUGGAGUUUGGGGCCAACGUAGAUGCUGCAUCAGAAAGUGGCCUGACCCCCCUUGGCUAUGCAGCUGCUGCUGGGUUCCUAAGUAUUGUGGUGCUGCUGUGCAAGAAACGGGCUAAGGUGGAUCAUUUGGACAAGAACGGUCAGUGCGCGCUGGUUCACGCUGCUCUCAGAGGACACUUGGAGGUGGUGAAGUUCUUGAUCCAAUGUGACUGGACCAUGGCUGGGCAGCAGCAGGGAGUGUUCAAGAAGAGCCACGCCAUCCAGCAAGCUCUGAUUGCUGCAGCCAGCAUGGGUUACACUGAGAUUGUCUCCUACCUGCUUGAUCUGCCAGAAAAAGAUGAAGAAGAGGUGGAGCGAGCACAGAUCAACAGCUUUGACAGCCUUUGGGGAGAGACAGCUCUGACAGCAGCAGCUGGGCGUGGGAAGCUGGAGGUCUGCAGGCUCCUCCUGGAGCAGGGAGCUGCGGUGGCACAGCCCAACCGCCGCGGGGUGGUUCCGCUCUUCAGCGCCGUGAGACAGGGCCACUGGCAGAUUGUAGAUCUCUUGCUGACACACGGUGCUGAUGUGAACAUGGCAGACAAGCAGGGGAGGACACCACUGAUGAUGGCUGCAUCUGAGGGACAUCUGGGCACAGUGGAGUUCCUACUUGCACAAGGUGCCUCCAUUGCCCUAAUGGACAAAGAGGGUUUGACAGCCCUCAGCUGGGCUUGUCUGAAGGGACAUCUCCCCGUGGUGCGUUCCCUGGUGGAGAACGGGGCUGCCACUGACCACGCGGAUAAGAACGGACGCACCCCGCUGGACCUGGCAGCUUUUUAUGGAGAUGCAGAGGUGGUUCAGUUUCUGGUAGACCAUGGGGCCAUGAUUGAACACGUGGACUACAGCGGGAUGCGUCCCCUCGACCGGGCAGUGGGGUGCCGCAACACCUCCGUCGUUGUCACCCUCCUGAAGAAAGGAGCCAAGAUAGGUUGUCAGACGUUACCGAGUCGCCCACGAGGUCCAGCAACAUGGGCGAUGGCAACCUCCAAACCAGACAUCAUGAUCAUCCUGUUGAGCAAGCUGAUGGAGGAGGGAGACAUGUUUUAUAAGAAAGGUAAAGUGAAAGAGGCUGCCCAGCGCUACCAGUAUGCUCUGAAAAAAUUCCCCAGGGAAGGGUUUGGAGAAGACCUGAAAACUUUCCGGGAGCUGAAGGUCUCUCUCCUCCUCAACCUCUCCCGAUGUCGAAGGAAAAUGAAUGAUUUUGGAAUGGCAGAGGAAUUUGCUACUAAAGCCCUGGAGCUGAAACCGAAAUCUUACGAAGCUUACUAUGCAAGAGCAAGGGCCAAACGCAGCAGCAGGCAGUUUUCAGCAGCCCUGGAGGACCUGAAUGAGGCCAUCAAGCUGUGUCCCAACAACCGUGAGAUCCAACGGCUGCUGCUGCGGGUGGAGGAGGAGUGCAGGCAGGUGCAGCAGCAGCAGCAGCAGCAACAGCAGCAGCAGCAGCAGCCACCGCCGCCGCUCCCGGUGGAGCCUGAACCUGAAGCCCAGCAUGAAGAGCUGUAUUCUGUGCAAGACAUCUUUGAGGAGGAAUUCCUUGAGCAAGAUGUUGAGAACGUUUCUAUUGGCUUGCAGACAGAGUCCAGGCCAAACCAAGGGCUGCCCAUCAUCCAGAGCCCACCCCCCUCCCCAGCUCACAGGGACUCGGCCUAUAUUUCUGGCUCACCUCUUGGCUCUCAUCAGGUCUUUGAUUUCAGGUCCAAUAGCUCCGUGGGUUCACCAACCAGGCAAGGGUAUCAGUCCACGUCUCCUGCUCUGUCUCCGACGCACCAGAACUCGCAUUACAGACCCAGUCCUCCCCACACCUCCCCUGCUCACCAGGGCUCCUCUUACCGCUUCAGCCCGCCUCCAGUCGGAAGCCAAGGGAAGGAAUAUCAAAGCCCACCACCUUCUCCUCUCCGUAGAGGUCCUCAGUAUCGUGCCAGCCCCCCAGCAGAAAGCAUGAGCAUUUACAGGUCCCAGUCCGGUUCCCCGGUUCGUUAUCAGCAAGAACCUAGUGGAGUCAGCCAGCUCCCUGGUAGACCAAAGUCUCCGUUGUCCAAGAUGACACAGAGGUCUUUCCAGAUGCCCCAGCUCCCCGUGGCUGUCCCACAGCAGGGGCUGAGGCUGCAGCCAGCCAAGGCCCAGAUCGUGAGGAGCAACCAGCCAAGCUCUGCCGUCCAUUCCAGUACUGUAAUCCCAACUGGUGCUUACAGCCAGGUUGCCCACUCCAUGGCCACCAAGUACCAGUCGGCUUCAGGGGAAAUGGGGGUCAGCCAGAGCAGGUUGGUCUACCAGGGCUCCAUCGGGGGCAUCGUGGGGGACAGCAGGCCAGUGCAGCACGUUCAGGCGAGCCUCAGCGCGGGAGCCAUCUGUCAGCAUGGAGGGCUGGCUAAAGAAGACCUUCCUCAGAGGCCGUCCUCGGCCUACCGGGGGGGUAUGAGGUACAGCCAGACCCCCCAGAUCGGGCGCAGUCAAUCCGCUUCCUACUACCCCGUCUGUCACUCAAAGCUUGACCUGGAACGUUCGUCCGUUCCCGCCAGCCAGCUGGGCUCUCCAGACGUCUCUCACCUCAUCCGAAGGCCCAUCACGGUUAAUCCCAGCGAAAUCAAACCUCACCCCCCGACUCCCCGGCCUCUGCUCCAUUCGCAGAGCGUUGGCCUCCGCUUCUCUCCCUCCAGCAAUAGCAUCUCCUCCACCUCCAACCUGACUCCCAAUUUCCGCCCCUCCGCUUCGAUCCAGCAAAUGGAGAUUCCUCUCAAGCCAGCUUACGACCGCUCCUGCGAUGAACUUUCACCGGUCUCCCCCACGCAGGGGGGUUAUCCCAGCGAGCCAGCCCGUUCCCGGACCACCCCCUUCAUGGGAAUCAUAGACAAAACGGCUCGGACUCAGCAGUACCCCCAUCUCCAUCAGCAGAACCGGACCUGGGCUGUGUCCUCAGUGGACUCUGUCAUCAGUCCGACAUCUCCUGGCAAUCUGCCCCAGCCGGAAUCCUUUAGCCCGCCUUCGUCAAUCAGCAACAUUGCCUUUUAUAACAAAACCAACAAUGCACAGAAUGGCCAUUUGCUAGAGGAAGACUAUUACAGCCCCCAUGGGAUGCUGGCCAAUGGGUCCCGGGGAGACCUCCUGGAGAGAGUCACCCAAGCCUCCUCAUAUCCCGACGUCAAGGUGGCAAGGACACUGCCUGUGGCACAGGCCUACCAGGACAACCUCUACAGGCAGCUCUCCAGGGACUCCAGGCAAGGGCAGACAUCCCCAAUCAAACCAAAGAGACCAUUUGUGGAGUCUAAUGUGUAAAAGACGCUUGUUGGAGUAAGACCCUCAUGUUUUCAGCACACACUUCCAAGCUUGAUUUCCAUGCAUAUUAUUAUUUUUAUUUCUCUUUGGUAGCUACAUGACCAAGUUUCUCCGGUACUUUGUGUGGUGGUCAGACAACCAUGCACGUGCUCCAGCCUUUCCGUUCCCCAGCUGACCGUCAAGCCAACAUCAGCCAAGCCAGUACCAUUUGCCCAAUUCCAGCUCCAUUCCCAACCAGGAUAUCUUAGCACGUGGUGCGGGGUGGUCCAGAAAUAUCCCCUACGCAGUGGGAGGUAAUCAGCUCUUUUUCAAGAGACAGUUUGAUUUAAAUCAGUUUCUUUAUAUCUCGAUGAGCUCUUACUCAGUUCUGAUGGGAAUUCCCAGCGGGAGCAGGGCAGGGAGCAGAGGAGCUUUGCCCAAGGCUGCAUCAGCAGCUCCCCGGGCCAACUGGGUCUGUUGGCUCUUUGCCCCAAGGAGCAAAUCCUCUGCAGCAAGUGAGAGCACGAGGUGUUUCCAUACCAAGUAGCCUAUGCACAACAACAACCACCCCCAUCCUGCUCCGUCGGGUUUAGAGCAGUUUAAUCCCAAUUGGAUUCCAGCGGGAUUCAAUCGUAUUGCUGGCCAGGAGGGGUGGGGAUCACUCUGGGCUUUGCUCCUUCCCAUGCUGCCUACCAGCUGCCCUGACCCUGAUGUGCUCUGGGGCAUUUUGCAAGCUUUGGGAAAUUCAAGUUGCCCUUUUGUAGGUGUCUUAAUCAGCCGAGGAGAUUGGCCAGAAACCUCUCACGUGUGGACUGAGAUUGCAACAAGUUCUGCUUCACACUUGCGGUUAGCAGGGGACCACACCUCACACUCACCACCCCGUUGUCACCGUUUUGUGUUGGGGGUUUCAUACUGGGGGGGUUGUUUGGUUGGUUUUUUUGUUUGUUUUGGUUUUUUACUUGCAAGGUAAUCAUAGAAUGGUUUGGAUUGGAAGGCACCUUGAAGAUCACCCAGUUCUGACCCCUCUGCAUGGGCAGGGACACCUUCCACUAGAUCAGGUUGCUCAAGGCCCCAUCCAGCCUGGUCUGCAGCACGUCCAGGGAGGGACAAACCACACCUGCUUUGGGCAGCCUGUUCCAGUGUCUCAUCACCCUCAGAUUAAAGAAUUUCUUCCUUAUGUCUAACCUAAAUCUCCUCUCUUCAAGUUUUAAACAGUCCCCCCCUUGUGCUCUCCCUCCACACCCAUGUCAAAAGCCCUACCCCAGCUUUCUUGCAGCCCCUGCAGAUACUGGAAGGUUGCUAUAAGGUCAUCUCAGAGUCUCCUCUUUUCCAGGCUGAACAACCCCAACUUCCUCAGCCUCACUUACACCAACUCCUGGGAGCAUUUUCAGUGCCGAGCAAGAGGAGCGGUGCCUCAUGGUGUCAACAAAGGGCUGUGCCAACCCAUGGCACCCCUCUUGAACCAAAUCAUGGGGGCCAACCUCCACUGGAACCACAUCCUCAGUGUGACAGCAGCUACACCCCUUGACACCAGAUCAGGAUUUGGCCUUUUAGCAAACCCUGGCUUCGAUGGGGCUUUCGUCCUUUUGGCUUUUACUCCCUGUGUGGGGAUCACAUCUCAUUGCUGUCUCAUUGCCUCGUUUACUUGGAGCAAGCUGGGAUAUGCACACCUUGGGGAUGAUGGAGCCUUGUGUCUCAUAGACACUCUGAGAGUGUUCAGGGAGGUGUUUCCUCCAAGGGGUUUGGUGAUUUUUGUGCUCUUUUCAGCUAUUUGCCAAGCCAGUGUUUGGAUUGAGGUUUGCCUUUUCUUUCCCGAGGUGCCCUCCAGUGCUUUAUUCUUUGCUUUAUUGUCUGUGAAGUGGGGGGUGACUGGGGGACCCCUCAGCAGGGUGAGUUCCCCCUGGCCAUGGGAACACUCUGGCUCCAUGCACCAUUUUUCUCCAUGCAAAGGGUGUAUGAUAGGUUUGGGGUUUUUUCCUUCCUCUCUUCUGGCAUGUUCUGCUUUGUAAGGAAUAACCCAUUUCUGCUCCUCCACAUCCACCUCAAGCUAGGACAUGCAAAUCUUUAGGGCUGGAGCAGCACCCGUGGCUUUUUUCAACACCUCCCAUCCUCCAGCUUUCUAAUAGAGUGAGUGGCUUUCUACCUUUUAUUUCUUCUUUGCUUUGAAAGGGAAAAGUAACCAAAUUCAGCCCUGUCCUUGUUUUGGGAUCCAGGAGCCAGUUCUCUCUCCUCUCUCCAUGGGAUGGUCCCAGAGCAGCAGUGCAAGGACUGCCCCUGGUUUGCUUUCACCACUCACUGCCCCGUGCUCCCAGUCCACAUCAUCCCUCACAGCACUUCUGUGUCUAAUUUUUGGGUCUAUGAAGAUGUUUUAAGGGAAAAAGAAAACAGUUCAAGCUUUUAACACAACCACUGA